CUUCGACCUUGUGACAGACAAUUUUCUCUCGACGAAGAAUAGAUUUCAACCUUUGAAACUUUGGACAUCUUCCGCCUCUCAGACCUUCUUGUCAAAUUGUCGUGUGCUGUUCACCCAUUCGCAGCCCCCCAACCCACCCAACGCCGCGAUCAGAUUCAUUUCACGCCGCCGAAUCCGUAAACAAAUUCCCUCUACAAGGAUCCAUUCUUGUCCAUUCAGAAAAUCCCGCAACAAUGCCUGCCAUCAACGCUCUGGUCGCCCGCGAGGCCGUCUCCACCAUUGCCAAGCGCCAGAACUGGGCCCAGAAGGAGGCUGGUGUUGUCGUCGUCUUCUGCAUCGUCUUCGUUGUCGCCGUCGGCAUUAUCGGCCUCUUCAUCAGCAAAAAGAUCACUGCCAUGCGUCAACGGAAGCAGGCUCAAUAGAUGGGGAGCCCGACGUGGGGGAGGAAUUGACGAGAAGAGUACGCGCGAGCGGCAGCUGUGGCCUGCAGCUACUGGUCCGCCUGGACAGGAGCCCGGGGCAAGAUAUGGAACAUAUGCGCCACCUAAUCUGGUGAGGCACGGGGGAGGGCGGACGUACGGCUGAACGAAAACGGAAGACCUUAUUAUGGCAGUAAUGAUUAUUUCUUGAGAGGAAGGGGGCGGGUAAAGGGGGACGGGGAGGACGGCGACGAAGUCAUGAUGCUCCUCCCAUGCCACUGAGCCUGUGUUGGCAAUUUCGCACAUACUUCAAGCUGCCCUGCGUUUCAGCAGCCAGCUAUUCGUCUGACUUUCAAUCAACAAAGAUACAACAGUCUAAUCACAGUCGUUUUAAAGACCAGAGACGGAUGAUAUUGG
Cryphonectria parasitica EP155 is the source of this 836-nucleotide messenger RNA. RefSeq lists its product as uncharacterized. Bases 234 to 422 code for a protein of 62 amino acids. The transcript has 2 exons. Lineage: Eukaryota; Fungi; Ascomycota; Sordariomycetes; Diaporthales; Cryphonectriaceae. The record is from RefSeq and is a predicted model, not a curated record.